This is a messenger RNA of Acanthosepion pharaonis, 1731 nucleotides long. NCBI's taxonomy places the organism in Eukaryota, Metazoa, Mollusca, Cephalopoda, Sepiida, Sepiidae. The record is from the annotation of a GenBank genome assembly.
AUGCUUCUGAUUCUUCUGUUUUUAUUCCAUUUCCCCUUUUAUUUAUUUCUAUCUUUUACUUUAAACUACCUUCUCGUUUUUCUUUUUUUUUUCCUUUCCAAUUUUCUUCACCCUCUUUUCUUUAUUCAUCUUUAUCCAUUCUUUCUUUCUUUUUCUAUCUCUUUCAUUUUCUCCUUAAUUUUUCUUUCAAGUAUCUAUCGUUUUCUUUCUUUCUCUCUCCAAUAUUUGCACAUUUAUAUCGAAUGUCCAUCAACUGCUUCUGUUUUCCACCGUUUUUUUUUUUGUUCACUUUUUCUUUCCAGUUUAUUUAUUUUUGUAUUUUUAGUUUAUUUCCAAAUAUCUACCAUUGUUUUCGCUCAUUUCUUUCUCAUAUUUUUAUUCAUUUCUUAUAUCAUUCUUUUUCUAUCCUUCUUUCAUGCAAUACUUUUCUUUCCUUUCACUUCUUCCUUUUUUAACCUUUUUUCUUUCCCUUCUCUCUUUUUCACCCUUUUUUCUUUUCUUUCCUUCUUUUUUACCUUUUUCUUCUUCUUUUUUUCACCCUUUUUUCUUUCCUUUCUUCUUUUUCGCCUUUUUCCUUCCCUUCUUUCUUUUUUGCCUUUUUCUUUUUCACGUUUUUUCUUUUCUUUCUUUCUUUUUUACCUUUUUCCUCUUCUUUUUUCACCAUUUUUUCUUUCCUUUCUUCUUUUUCGCCUUUUUCCUUCCCUUCUUUCUUUUUUGCCUUUUUCUUUUUCACGUUUUUUUUUUCUUUCUUUCUUUUUUACCUUUUUCCUCUUCUUUUUUCACCCUUUUUUCUUUCCUUUCUUCUUUUUCGCCUUUUUCUUUUUCACGUUUUUUCUUUUCUUUCUUUCUUUUUUACCUUUUUCCUCUUCUUUUUUCACCCUUUUUUCUUUCCUUUCUUCUUUUUCGCCUUUUUCCUUCCCUUCUUUCUUUUUUGCCUUUUUCUUUUUCACGUUUUUUCUUUUCUUUCUUUCUUACCUUUUUCCAUAUUUCUUUUUCAACAUUUUUCUUUAUUACUUUUCCACCAUGUUUUCCUUAUUUCUUUUCACCUUUUCCUUUGCCUUCUUUCUUAUCAUCUUUUUUCUUUUCCUUCUUUCUUUUUCAUCUUUUUUUCUUUUCCUUCUUUCUUUUUCAUCUUUUUUUCUUUUCCUUCUUUUUCAUUUUCAUCUUUUUUCUUUUCCUUCUUUCUUUUUCAUCUUUUUUCUUUGUUUUUCAUCUUAUUUUCCUUCUUUUACACCUUUUUCUUUCCCUUCAUUCGUUUUUCACCUUUUUUACUUCCCUUCUUUUUUCUUCAUCUUUUCCUUUCCCUUUGUUCACCAUUUUUUUCUUUCCAUCUUCUUUUGUUUUCAUUCUAUCUGCAUUUUUCUUUUUCCCCACUUUUCCAUUCAUUCUUUAUUUAACGGAACCUCUUUUUUACUUCUUAUUCGUUCCCUGUUGCGUGCUUCUUUCUUUCUUUCCAUCUGCAAGUAUCUUUCAUUCUUUCUUUCAGUCUGCGUACAUCUUUUUCUUUUUUCGUUGGUUAAAUCCAUCAGUACUUUCAUUUUUUUUCCUUUCCUUGUUCUUUCUUUCAUUCUUUAUUCAUUCUCCUGCAAAUUCUUAUUCGUGCUUUCUUUUUUUCAAUCCGCGUCUAUUUUUCAUUCAUGUGUAUUUCUUCUAUUCUGUCUGUUUUUGUCUUCUACUUCAUGUACAUUUAAUCUUUCCUUCCUCCAUUUUUUUUUUAUCCUUCUAGUAUAA